AUGGAAGAAAGAUGGAAGGUGGAUAAAAAGUUGAUGGAAGAAAGAUGGAAGGUGGAUAAAAAGUGGAUGGAAGAAAGAUGGAAGGUGGAUAAAAAGUGGAUGGAAGAAAGAUGGAAGGUGGAUAAAAAGUUGAUGGAAGAAAGAUGGAAGGUGGAUAAAAAGUGGAUGGAAGAAAGAUGGAAGGUGGAUAAAAAGUGGAUGGAAGAAAGAUGGAAGGUGGAUAAAAAGUGGAUGGAAGAAAGAUGGAAGGUGGAUAAAAAGUGGAUGGAAGAAAGAUGGAAGGUGGAUAAAAAGUGGAUGGAAGAAAGAUGGAAGGUGGAUAAAAAGUGGAUGGAAGAAAGAUGGAAGGUGGAUAAAAAGUGGAUGGAAGAAAGAUGGAAGGUGGAUAAAAAGUGGAUGGAAGAAAGAUGGAAGGUGGAUAAAAGUGGAUGGAAGAAAGAUGGAAGGUGGAUAAAAAGUGGAUGGAAGAAAGAUGGAAGGUGGAUAAAAAGUUGA
Biomphalaria glabrata is the source of this 495-nucleotide messenger RNA. RefSeq lists its product as uncharacterized. The transcript has a single exon. The record is from RefSeq and is a predicted model, not a curated record. The coding region runs from base 1 to 495 and encodes 164 amino acids. NCBI's taxonomy places the organism in Eukaryota, Metazoa, Mollusca, Gastropoda, Planorbidae.